Molecule: messenger RNA, 1356 nt
Organism: Arabidopsis arenosa
Lineage: Eukaryota; Viridiplantae; Streptophyta; Magnoliopsida; Brassicales; Brassicaceae
Source: the annotation of a GenBank genome assembly
CGUUUAAAGGGAGGAAUACGAUUCGUAUAAAAUCUGCAGAAAACAGCAAACAGUUUUGAUGAUAAAAUUAAAAGCUAUGGCGGUUGCUCUAUCCUCUUCCGGCGUCGUCUCUCAUCUUCAUCCUCCGUCGUUUUCUUCGUCGUCAGGUUUAUCCGUCAACAGAGUUCUGUUUCGGAAUCGGAACGCUAGUCCUCGUGGUGUAGCUCUUCCAAUUCUCAAUCCUUCUCGAUCUGUACUUGUUUUUGCUCGUGGGAAGAACCGAAAAGGAUUCGUGUCUUCGUCUUCUUCGUCGACCCCGAAGAAGAACAAAAAGAAAAGUUUCGAUGGAGCUGGUAAUGGAGGUGGUGAGGAGGAGGAUGAUCCAUUUGAGGCAUUGUUUAAUCUAUUGGAAGAAGAUUUGAAAAAUGAUAACUCGUCAAUAGAUGAUGAGGAGAUAAGUGAGGAAGACUUAGAUGCCUUAGCAGAGGAGUUAGCUCGAGCGUUGGGUGGUGGUGACGAUGUUGAUGGCAUUGACUUGUUUGGUUCAUCCACUGGUAAUGUUGAUGUUGAUGUUGAUGAAGAUGAUGAUGAUGAUGAUGACAGUGAAGAAGAUGAAAGACCGACUAAGCUGAAGAAUUGGCAGCUUAGAAGAUUGGCUUAUGCGUUGAAAUCUGGGCGCCGUAAAACUAGUAUAAAAAAUCUGGCAGCUGAGGUUUGUCUUGACAGAGCUUAUGUUCUUGAAUUGCUUCGUGACCCGCCUCCGAAGCUUCUAAUGCUAAGUGCUACACUACCAGAUGAAAAACCACCAGUACCAGCACCUGAAAACUCCUCAACUGAUCCAAAUCCUGUGGAAUCAUCAUCAGCUGAAGAUGUUGUGGUCGAACCUAAGGAAAAAGUAAAAGAUGAAGCAGUUCAUGUGAUGCAACAGAGAUGGUCUGCUCAGAAAAGAGUGAAGAAAGCUCACAUUGAAACGCUAGAAAAAGUUUACAGAAGAUCAAAACGACCAACUAAUGCCGUGGUUAGCAGCAUUGUUCAAGUGACCAAUCUUCCAAGGAAGCGAGUUUUGAAGUGGUUUGAAGAUAAAAGAGCAGAAGAGGGAGUUCCAGAUAAGCGAGCUCCAUAUCAAGCUCCGGUUUGAUCUAAUGUUAACAUUGAGAUGGGCAAUGAUUUGUAUUCUGGAGAAACUCAUCAACAGACUUUUUUUUUGGUAAUACGAGGAGUGUUUAUAUGUUUAGUAGAUUCUGUCGAAUGAUGUGGCUGGAUAUGUUUAGCUAAGAAAUUUUAGGAUAUAUUGGAUUCAGUUCUUAGUUAUUUUGCGUCCUAUACAAUUCUUUCAUUUCGUCCACUGUUGUUGUAGUAUAAAAAUUUUGUUUAGUG